CGAAAACAGAAAGCAUGGCAGCAGGACAGGCAACUUCGAAAGCUAAACUAGAGGCGUUAAAUGGGCUGUUCGCAGUUUAUAAAAAACAAGGACCCACCUCGGCGGAUGUAUUAAACACACUGAAAAUAAAAUUAUUAGGAGAAGUCGGUAUAAAACACAAUCCCCGAAAGAGGAAGAAGCAGGCGCUGAAGCUCGGCCACGGCGGGACGCUGGACAGUCCCGCUUCAGGGGUGCUGGUGGUCGGCAUUGGAAACGGUACCAAGAUGCUGAGCUCCAUGCUGACGGGCUCCAAGAAGUACACAGCUGUGGGAGAGCUGGGAAAGGCCACCGACACCCUGGACGCCACAGGCAGUAUCAUACGGCAGGAGGCGUAUGAUCACAUCACCAGGGAGACCUUUGAGGAGAAACUGAAGAAAUUCACAGGCGACAUCAUGCAGGUGCCUCCACUGUACUCUGCUCUGAAGAGGGAUGGCCAGCGCCUCUGUGUGCUGCUGAAACAGGGCCACCAGGUGGAGGCCAAGCCAGCGCGAGCCGUCACUGUGUACAGCCUGACCCUGCAGGACUUCAGCCCCCCGCUCUUCACUCUGGAUAUCGAAUGUGGUGGGGGUUUCUACGUCAGGAGCUUGGUGGAUGAUCUUGGCAAAGAGCUGGCGUCCUGCGCCCAUGUUAAGGAGCUGAUUCGAACGAAGCAGGGCCAGUUCAACCUGGAGGAGCACGCACUUCCCGAGGAGAGAUGGACCAUCGAUGAGGUGGCCCGCUCCCUCCAGCCCUGUCCCAGCCCCUCCAAUCCGGAGCCUGGGAAGGACAGCAGCCAGCAGGCAGAACCACAGAACGACCACGAGGACCAGGAGAGCGCGGAGAGAGAGUCCUAACCACCGGCUCCAUGGCAACAGCAUGCCUGCAUUUCCCACAACCCCACGCUGCUGGGGAUGUGAGCCGAGGAUCCGGACGGUCAGGCCGGCAUGUGUCAGAGGAGAUGACAUCCAUGGGCCCCCCUGUCCUGUACAAUCCCAGAGGAGUUACCCAUAAUGCAGUGCCCAAAUGCAGCCUCUGGGAUCCAUCAUUUGCUCCUCCACAUUGUAGGUAAAAUAGAGAGUAGUGUUCAGCAGUUUAUAAUGGAGAACCAGGAGCAGGAGAGGUGUGUUAGAGUGACAUUCCAUGUGUCUCACAAGUUAUUUUUAUUGUUAUUAUCAUUGAUAUUAUUAUAUGAACCUGGGCUGUAAGGAGAGGAAUUUUAUCUGCUGUUGCUUAAAAAUGACCUUUGCAUUACUUUGGAGCAGGAACAGAGUAUUGCCAGGUAAACUGCAGCAGCUGGAGGGUUGGCCUCUGUCCCCUGUGUCACAGAGGCUGCGUUUGAGUGAUGACAUAUUAGUAAUUCAGCAUGGAGCGGGGCUUGUAAACUAGAUUCACGUUGGAUUUGACUGUUAAAACCUGCAGCAUGUUUAUAUUGCUGUUGAAAAGAAAAAGGGAAACGUCUCCAUUUGAUUUUUUUUUUUUUUACUCUGAUUCAUGUCAAAGAACAAGAAUAAGGCAUGAUGGCAGCAUGAUGAGUUAUGUUAUGUCUUCAUAGGAAUGAAUUUACUGCAGAUUUGCUUAAAACAAUGGCCUUGACAAUGAUAAGAGUAGGGUGGCCGUUUCUUUUUCAUUUC
Megalops cyprinoides (Indo-Pacific tarpon) is the source of this 1649-nucleotide messenger RNA. It is a transcript of the gene trub1, whose product is annotated as TruB pseudouridine (psi) synthase family member 1. Gene Ontology annotation, molecular function: pseudouridine synthase activity; RNA binding. The coding region runs from base 15 to 872 and encodes 285 amino acids. The record is from RefSeq and is a predicted model, not a curated record. The transcript has 8 exons. Gene Ontology annotation, biological process: tRNA modification; mRNA pseudouridine synthesis. Gene Ontology annotation, cellular component: mitochondrion. Lineage: Eukaryota; Metazoa; Chordata; Actinopteri; Elopiformes; Megalopidae.